CUGGCGCGCAGGCGCCGGCCCAGUCCCCGCGAGAAGAUGAACUUGGAGCGGCUGCGGAAGCGCGUACGCCAGUACAUAGACCAGCAACAAUAUCAAAGUGCUCUAUUUUGGGCAGACAAAGUAGCCUCCUUGUCUCAUGAGGAACCACAAGACAUUUAUUGGUUGGCCCAGUGUCUUUAUCUUACUGCUCAAUAUCACAGGGCAGCACAUGCCCUUCGCUCACGUAAGCUAGACAAGUUAUAUGAAGCCUGUCGAUACCUUGCUGCUAGGUGUCAUUAUGCUGCAAAGGAACACCAGCAAGCUCUUGAUAUUCUUGAUAUGGAAGAACCAAUUAACAAAAGAUUAUUUGAAAAAUACUUGAAAGAUGAAAGUGGGCUAAAAGAACCUUCUAAUGACUGGGAAAUGUCCCAAUCUUCAAUUAAAAGUUCUAUUUGCCUUUUGCGAGGAAAGAUCUAUGAUGCUCUAGAUAAUCGAACCUUAGCAACUUAUAGCUACAAAGAAGCCUUGAAGCUUGAUGUCUACUGCUUUGAAGCAUUUGAUCUUUUAACAUCACACCACAUGCUGACAGCACAAGAAGAAAAAGAGCUACUUGAAUCCCUACCUCUUGGCAAGCAAUGCACAGAAGAACAAGAAUUGCUGCGUUUUCUUUUUGAGAAUAAGUUAAAGAAAUAUAAUAAGCCUAGUGAAACUGCCAUUCCUGAAUCUGUAGAUGGUCUGCAGGACAAUCUGGAUGUGGUAGUAUCUUUGGCAGAAAGACAUUAUUAUAACUGUGAUUUUAAAAUGUGCUACAAGCUGACUUCAGUAGUAAUGGAAAAAGAUCCUUUCCAUGCAAAUUGUUUACCUGUGCAUAUAGGGACUCUUGUGGAACUGAAUAAAGCAAAUGAACUUUUCUAUCUCUCUCAUAAAUUGGUGGAUUUAUACCCUAGUAAUCCUGUAUCUUGGUUUGCAGUAGGAUGUUAUUAUCUAAUGGUUGGACACAAAAAUGAACAUGCCAGAAGAUAUCUCAGCAAAGCAACAACACUUGAAAGAACCUAUGGUCCUGCGUGGAUAGCUUAUGGACAUUCAUUUGCAGUUGAGAGUGAGCAUGAUCAAGCAAUGGCAGCUUACUUCACGGCAGCACAGCUGAUGAAAGGAUGUCACUUACCAAUGCUGUAUAUUGGAUUGGAAUAUGGUUUAACCAACAAUUCAAAAUUGGCUGAAAGAUUUUUCAGCCAAGCUCUAAGUAUUGCACCUGAAGAUCCUUUCGUUAUGCAUGAGGUUGGAGUGGUUGCAUUUCAAAAUGGCGACUGGAAAACAGCUGAAAAAUGGUUUCUUGAUGCAUUAGAAAAAAUUAAAGCCAUUGGAAAUGAGGUAACAGUUGACAAAUGGGAACCUUUGUUAAACAACUUGGGCCAUGUAUGCAGAAAGCUUAAAAAAUAUGAAGAAGCAUUAGAGUACCAUCGUCAAGCCUUAGUGUUGAUUCCCCAGAAUGCUUCCACCUAUUCUGCCAUAGGUUAUAUACAUAGCCUAAUGGGCAACUUUGAAAGUGCAGUUGAUUAUUUUCAUACGGCCCUUGGACUUAGAAGAGAUGAUACAUUUUCUGUUACCAUGCUUGGGCAUUGCAUUGAAAUGUACAUUGGUGACUCAGAAGCUUAUAUUGGUACAGAGAUCAAAGACAAAUUGAGAUGUUAUGACUUUGAUGUACAUACAAUGAAGACACUGAAAAACAUCAUUUCACCUCCAUGGGAUUUCAGGGAAUUUGAUACAGAAAGACAGACUCUGGAAGAAACUGGGCUUAUACCAAUAGAAAUGUCACAUCAUUCAAGGAAGAACACAGAUUCUAGGCCUCCAUUGGAAGAAACUUUUGAAAUCGAAAUGAAUGAAAGUGACAUGAUGUUAGAAACAUCCAUGUCAGACCAUAGUACAUGAUUCAGAGGCCUGAUUGGAAUUUCAUUUUGUCCUAAUAUGUUAGUAUUUUGUCACAUCCUUGUCAUGUUUGAAGAAUUUACUAUUUUUUUAUAUGAAUCCAAACUGCAUCUCUACAUCUAGCAGCGGAGAACUAAUGCCUGCCUUAAAAGACUGGAUAGCACACCUUCACAACAGAUGGUUUUCCAAUUUUACUGAUUCUAAAAAAAGUUACACAUUAUGGAAUAAAGAAGGUAAACCAUCUUAUAUUUUUUAAACUGUAAUGAGCUUUGACUGCUAUUAAAACUGUGAUAAAUACUAAGAAAUUAAUAUGAAAUUGUUUACAAUACAUAUCAAAAUUAAUUUAAAACAGCUAAAAGUUGUUAUAGUGUUAAGGCUACCAGACUUAAAGCCUAUCAGUGAAGCACAUUUUGUCAUUUUAAAAAAGCCAAAAGAAUUAUAGGGAAUCUUAGUGCAAAACUUGCAUUUUGUUCUUUAAAAUAAAUAACUUCAAAGUAAGUCAUUGAUCUUUUUAACUUCCGUGUCCUAGUAUUUGGGAGGCAAAAUGUGUUUGAUUUCAUCUCAUUUGGGGAUAUUAAAUUGAUGACCCAAGUUUUUAAACUACAUUAAAUGUUAUUCUCUUGUUCUAUUUUUGCCAAUUAAUUUUAUCAUCUUUAAUGCUUGUGUAACUUUUAAAAUUCUGUGAAAGAUGAGCCGGCAAUUUUUUUAAUGGUACAUAAUUUUAAUGUUAUGAACAGAUGACAUCUAGUUAUAGUAUCUGAAAUUGAUUUAGAAAGUAUAUAGAAUGACCUUCUUGUAUAAAGCAAAAAGAAGUCUUCUAAUAUUAUAUUUUGUUAAAAUGUUUAGUACAGUUUAUUUUGAAACUAAAACUGUGAUCUUUUUUUAUUUUAUAGUUUAGUCAUUUUAAUUAGCAAGAAUCACCCUACUGUGAAUUCACUGAAAAGAUUUGCAAUUUGUUGAGUCAGGAAACCAAAAAGAGACUGCAGUGCUUUAAGUAUUAAACUUUACUUAUUACCCCUCCAGUAACUCAAAUAAUCAUUGUAUAUAUUUAGCAAGUUUUUUUUUUUUUUCUCAUUCCUUUUUGACUCUGGGAUAGGUUGAUUUAAAAAAAAACAAAAAACUUAGUCAUGUUCAUUUCCAUUUAAGAUUAUAGGCACUGAUAUAUAUAUUGCCUGCUUGGUGGUAUUUCUAAGUGCACUGCCAGUUUGUUUGUUUUUUAAUUUGUACACUAUAGUAACCUGUAAGUUUAUAAUGCAUGUUAGUAUCAUUGAAACAGCUAUUUUGGUUACCACCACAUAUACUCAAAAUUCUCUUUCCCCAUAUCAGCCACCUACCAGUUCUAUGAUCUUGGGCAAAUCAUAUAACAUUUUUGGGCCUCAAGUUUUCUCAGAUUUAAAACAAGGAAGAUUUGAUUUGGAGGACUUUAAGUUCUUUUCUACAUCUAAAUCUGAUUCUAUAACACUACAGAACCAAAAACAAAGAUCAAUAGGCAUUUCAUUUGAGUGAAUAGUUUUGAAUCUUGUAAAGUGACAAUUGAUGAGUUAGAGCUUGUCAGAAGUGACAUAUAGAACAGUGCACAUUAGGGUUAUAAUGAAGUUGUUGCCUAACUGGUUUUUCAAGUCCCCAGACUGACAGUAUAUUUUUUGAGUUUGACUUGAACCUCCUUAAAAAGCCUCUCUGCUUUACUUUUGCAGAAACAUUCUUUAUGGGAAUAGCUUUUGUUCUUAAAAAUUUUAAAGAAUGAGAGAGAGUGCGUGGGGGGAGGGAGGUAUGGUUUGCUUUGUGGGGAGGGAAGCCUGAGAAGGGGCAGGGAAAGGAGGUGUGGUCUGGAACACGUGAUUUCACUAGUAUAAUAACCGUAUUAAGGAAAUAACAUAAGAACUGCCAGUAUGGAGUUUCCUCUACUAUUGUCCUUUGGCAGCUAACUCAUUUGUAACUUAGAGUUUAUUGAUAUAAAUGUAUUUUAGAAGAUUUUUUUAGUUAUAACUUUUUUGACCCAAAUCUAUUCAGGAAACUUUAUUUUUGUUAAAUAUCACCAGUCAAUUUUCAGAAUUUGUAAGAGUUUAAAAAAAUAUUGAUGGCAAAAGAAUUCCCUUUAAAGAGACAUGAUUUCACUGGCUUAAUUUGAAACUCCCUAUUCAUUUCAAUAUAAGUUUUCCAGCAGAAAAUUUUAAGUUUCUUUAAAAAAAAAAAACUCAAAUGGUAUAGUAGAAUAGAUAGGCUCAAUAUAGUAGACUCUGGAAAAAUUGGUUUCAAGGACUUCCUCUGACAUGUGAACUUAGGCAAUCUAUUUAAUGUUACUAUGCUUCCAACAAUUCUCUGAAGCAUAUCUGUGGAUAGAUUUUAAAGGGUCCAUGAAUUUGACUAGGGGAAAAAGUUAUUUUCCCUAACUUAAAAUGAAAUAGAACAUUUUUCUUUCAAUUGUUUAAAAACAUUCUUCUGAAAAAGAAUCCAUUGGCUUCACCAGACUGCCAAAGGAGGAGACCAUAACACACAAAAAAAUUAAGAAUCCACGAUUUACAAGCCAUAAAUUAAUUACAGAGGAAUUGCCAAGCUGUCUUAGUAGAGGAAAUUUCCAAACAGCUUCACAUCAAUGAAAUCAUAAAACUGAACCCCUCCCACUCCCAAAAAAGUUAGGGUUUUUGUUUUCUCUAAUAUACUAUAAAUCUACAUAGAUUUAUUUCGGCAUUAUUAAACUAUGUCAUGUAAAUAACUUAGUCUUGUGCAUUUGUUAGACUAUGCAUUAAAAGUCCACUAUUGGAUUUCUAAAUAAGGGAGAAUAAUAACCUACUAAUCUUAAUUGUUGGAUUACAUAAAUAUUCCAAGUUAAUAUCUUCACAUAAAGCUAUUCAUUUUGAUGUUCUAGAAAUGGGCCAAUAUCUUACUAUAAUACUUUUGUUAUUUCAUCAAUGUGUGUAGUUCCUAUCUUAAAUCAUAUCUUGGUGAGCUUAUGAAGUGCUAUGGCCAAAACUAAUCAUCAUGUGGUUGUCAUAUAUGUUCUAUGAUUGCCCAUCUAGUCAGAAAGGUUCCUUACUUUUUACUUUGAAGUAAUCAUAAUUUCUUUGGUCCUUAAAUAAUAAUUUGAAGUCUUUCUGGCUUCAUAGGCCUUUUCAGAGUUAGUCUACUGGCAUGUCCUUUGAGAGCUCAGGGUCACUUUGUACAACAAUGAGACUUUAGAAUACAACUCUAAAAAUUAUUCUUGAAUGUACAAUACUAUCUCUACAUUUUCUUUUUAAAAUUGUGGUACCUUUAUAUACUUAGAUUCCCUAGUAUCAUAUUUAUUUCUUAUCUGGGAUAAUACCAAAAAAUCCCUUAAGUCUACAAAAAUUUCAUUCAGUGCAUAUACCUCUUACAUAGUAUGUGUUUAGUAUUUGUUGAAUUAAUUUGAGUUCUUUGGUAUAAAUCCCUCAAAGAUUUUUUGUGAAUUUUUCCCCCUAGUUUAAGGAAUUGCUAAAUCGGUGUUUUGAUUACCAAAACUGGCAGUGCUAAACUUGAAUAGCUUUGGAAAUUUUCUUCACCUAUAAAAAUCUCCCUUAAUUUACCAUAUACCUAGGAUUUAAAUUGGAACAACUGCAUUCCACCAGAUUAAAAACCAUUAAUUUACUGGAAAAAAAAAGUAGAAAGUCUUGCUUUCAUUCAAGUAAAAUAAAUUUUGUAUUUUCAAAUUCUUUACCAACUCUAAAAAAAAAGGGGGGGGGGGGAUUGCGUUCUACUUUUUGUUAGAAAAAGAUUGUCAGAUAAUAAAAUGGCCCAUAAAAGUAAAGUCUGCAAAUAAAAGCAAAAUAAAUGCUGAAACCUUUUUUAAAAUUUCAACUAUUUUCAACAACAACAACAAAAUCAGUUCAGUACAUUAGGAUCUGUGUAUAAGGCAUGGUGCUAGUGGCUAAGAUAUAGCCAUUGUUUCCAGUGAAGUUAUUGUAGUUUAAUAAGGGGGUUGGAAGGGAGUUGUUGCAACAUAAGUAUGAUGUAAGGUAGAGCUUAAUGGGGCAAAGAAAAAGCACAAAGUGUUCCCAGGAAAAUUCAGGGACGGACAGAUUGCUUUCAGCUUUGCAAAAAGAUUUCAUGGCAAAAGUUGGAACUGAGCUAAGUCUCAGGAAGAAAAGGACAUUAAUAGAUGAUAGUAACUAGUGAUUAUAUGGAUAGAAAUGAAGAAAUUUUUCUAAAAUAUAUUAUGUUCUUUUUAGCUACCCUAAUGAAUGGAACAUUAUCAAAUCUUUUCCUUAAUAACUUAGGGUCAUCAUUAUAAACAUAGUGAUGUCCCUUGGUAUAUAGGGUCAUUUUCUCUCUGCCUGUGAUUCCAGACUGACAUUUUUUUUUGAGUUUUUGUUUCUACACUUCUUUGCACUCAGGGUAUUAUUUUUAUUAUUUUGCUUGCCUCCAGAUCUCUGACCUACCCCCUUAUAAACAGUUUCAGAGAAAUAAGAUAAUUAAAUCUGGGAUCAUAGAAUGUUCUAGUUGAAGGGACUAAAGAGAUCAUCUAGUCCAAUUCAUCUCCUUUUAAAGAUGAUAAAACUGAAGUCUAAAGCGGGAGUAGGGGUGGGGGAGUAGAGUUGGCAGGGAAUACAUACUUGGUGGAAUUUGCUUGUUAGAAUUGUUUCUGAAGCAAGAUGUAUAAAUGAGUUCAUAGUGAGAACUCUUUACUGAUGAGUAAUGUAUAUAGAUAUUAAGGUAUGUGGUCUUUGUAACUUUUAAGCUGGCUGCUAUUCUUGGCUGUAUUUUGUAUAGUUGAGGUUACUAGAUAAAUGGCCUCCUGACCAAUAAAGUGUGCUGUCUUUAGUUGACAAAAAAAAAAGUUUUCAGAAGUUGAUUCAAGUUUGUUAUAUUUCUCAUCAAUUAACAAUUAAUGUCAGUACUUAUAAUUUCAGUUGGUAAGUAAAUGAUUAGGAAAAGCAAACGGUAAUUUUUUUUAUUUCAAUUAAAUUUUUAUUUCUGUCUUUAUUUUCUUUUUCAGACAUGCAAAUUUUUGUUAGAAACAUAUCCCAAAAGAAUGUCAAAAAUCAGAGCAACUGGUUAAUUUUUUUUAAAAAAAAAAGGGGGGGGGGAUUUUUAUUUAUGGUCAUUAAAGCUGUUGCUUUUGAAAUGGCUAACAUCUGCCAGUUAUAUCUGGCAGAAAGCAAGAAUUUUUCUUUGGAUAAGCAUUUCUUUCUUGGGUACUUCCUUGGACAGAUAAAAGAGUGGGAAGUGAUGUGUCUCAAGAUGAAGUCAUCCACAAUUGACAGUUAUCUAGAGUUAACAUAAUUUUAUUUUCUCAUGGAACCUUCAUGUCAAUAUCAAGAAAUAUCUUAUAGAACAAAUUUAGUUUCCAAAAAGGGUCACAUUUUAAGGAAAUUCAUGCUGCUGCUUGGAAUUGCCCCUUUAAAAAAUUAUUAAGAAAUAUUUUAAUUGGAAAGAAACAGUGAUAUCAUGGGUAUAUUCAAAUCAUAUUUUAAGGUUAAGGAAGUAGAGUUUGAUCUGUUAGGUCUUUUAAAAGAUAAAUUGUUUUGUAAUUAACAUCAUUAAUAGCAAAAAAAAAAAAGUAGUAAAAUGGCAUCGUGGUAAAUGGAAAGAGCUGUAGACAAUGAGUUUAAAAACAGAUCAAACUUCAUCUUUGAUUUUUUUCAGAGUAACCCUAAACAAAUCAUUUAAUCUUCUUGAAUCUUCAUUUACUCCUCUGUAAAAUGGGGAUAGCAACCUCUUAUUAGGAGAGGGAAAGAAGUUUAUUCCAGACGUGGAGAACAGCCUAUACGAAGUUAUAGGAGGCAGAAAAAGGAAUACGCAUAAGGAACAUUAGAACACCAAUUUGACUGGUUUGUAAAGACUGCACAUAGUAGGUGCUUAGUAAAUGCUAGUGAAGUGACAGUUUGAAGGGAAGUAAUCGAAAUUUGAAAAUUAACAAUUUAUAUUAUUUUCCCUGAAAAUGUUCCAUCUAGUAAAAAUCUUUUAAGUCGUAGGGUAAUAGAUUGAGUGGAAAGGAACCUUUAGAAACCAUCAAAACCAGUCCUCUGUUUUGACUUGCAAAGAAACUUGAGGUAUAAUAGGUGUUUUAAAUGACUUACUUUCCCAGAUCAUGCAGCAAGUGUGGGAGGCAGGAAUGGAGUUAAGAUUUCGAUGACAGAGUCCUGCUGGACCAUCCUAACUCCCUGAGCUUUCUUAGAAACUUAUAACUUCAAACCUUUUCUUCCCAUUUAUUUCCAAAGCAUUUGAAAGGCAGCAGCAUAGAUUCUGUCCUCAUUACUGACUUUUUCAGAAUAUCUUUCUACCUGUAAAUUAAGAGAACUUGGAUUUAAAUUCUGUCUGAGGCCUUUCUUGACUUAACCUCUUUGGAUAGAAAUGAGGAAAUUGGACCCGAUAUUUUUAAAAUUCUAGUUCUGUAAUUCCCACCAAGAACUUUAAAGUUUAGCUGCUUAUAAUAAUAAAAGAUUGACUCCAGCAGCUAUAUUAAAAUGUAUAAUAUUCACACUAAAAAUAUUUUUACUCCUAGCAUAGCUCUGGUAAAGACUUUAGAGAUCAUUUGUUUCUACUUUAUCAUAUCAUAUCAUAUCUACAUUAUCAUACCAGAUAAUGAAACAAUCAGCCAGAGAGGUAAUAAUUAAGUUAAGGGUGGAAGCUAGACUUGUUCCUUGAUCCCCUGACUUUUGUUUUGUGUUCUUUCCUCUAGGCAAUGCAGGAUAAAGUAUUGACAUUUUUGAGGGGUUUCGUUUUUUUUUUUUUUUUUUUUUGAAAGAAUAAUCUGAUGCAUCUAUUCUUCUAAGCUUUUUGCCAGAGAAUAUCAAUAAAGAAAAAAAAUUUCAUUAUUCAUUUCUCUUUAGACGAAAUAUGAUUUCCAGAUAAGUAUUCUAUGAUUCUUUUCCAUAGUCAAAAUGUUAGAAACUAAAUCAUUUGAAAACAUUUCUCUUUGAAUUCUCAAAUCACUUGUCCAGGUUAGGUUUGCAUAUGGUAGACAGAAAGAUAGCAUUGAACAAGUCUGUGUUAUAUCUGCUCCUAGAAGUGAGUUUUAUCUUUGUAAUUUCAUUUUUUUCAGUAUUAAAAUGAGGUGAGCUUUGUCUUUCCAAGUUCAUUUAAUUUAUAUCAGUAUUGAAAUUACCAUGCACUUUAAAAUCAUCCAUAAAUAUUUAUUUACAAUUUGCAAGAUAAUUCAGAAUAAGUUCUAAAAGAAACACAAAGGCAAAUUCUACAGAGUAUACAGUCUAGGUGAGAAAACAAAACAUUGUAAAAGUUUAUGUAGCAGUAGGAGAAUACUUUUGUUCACACUUGAAUGCUCUCCUUUUCUAGCCUCUAAUUCUUAUGCACCUUUUAAAGCCUAAUUCAAAAGACAACUCUACCAGAAGUCCUUUGCAGCUGGUCAUUGCUUUUCCCACUUCAGAUUGAUUUCCUGUGAUCCUUUAUCUGUACCACUCUUAUACUUUAAUAUUAUAUCAUAUUUGUCUUAUAAUUCUCUGAUAUGCUCUGUGAGGUCAGGGAACCAGACUGUCCUAACUUUUCUGAGAGGCAGUAUUGUUUGUAUAUACACACUAUACGUAAUACAGUGGAAAGAGCACUAGAUUGAAAGCCUCUGAUUCUAUCUGGGUUAUCUAUCUUGGGCAAAUUCACCUCACCUCUGAGCCUCAUUUCCUCAUUUGUAAAAUUGAAAUAAUACUUGUAUUACUCACUUAAGGGUUGUUGUAAGGAAAGUGCUUUGUAAAUAAUAAAGCAUUUUAUAAAUGUAUGUUAUUUCCCAUGCUAAUAUACUUUGCUUGUAGAUGGCUCUUGUUUGUUGAAAUAUGAUUAAAGUCCAGCUAAGUAACAUAGAUUUGGAUAUCACUGUUAAAUCUUGUUAGUCCUUUUCUUAUCUGUAAUAAAGGCAUUCUGCUUUUACUUAAGCUUAA
This is a messenger RNA of Antechinus flavipes (yellow-footed antechinus), 9749 nucleotides long. RefSeq names its product cell division cycle 16 (gene CDC16). Gene Ontology annotation, biological process: cell division. Gene Ontology annotation, molecular function: protein binding. The transcript has 18 exons. NCBI's taxonomy places the organism in Eukaryota, Metazoa, Chordata, Mammalia, Dasyuromorphia, Dasyuridae. Bases 37 to 1908 code for a protein of 623 amino acids. The record is from RefSeq and is a predicted model, not a curated record.